Messenger RNA from Glarea lozoyensis ATCC 20868, 393 nucleotides. RefSeq lists its product as uncharacterized. NCBI's taxonomy places the organism in Eukaryota, Fungi, Ascomycota, Leotiomycetes, Helotiales, Helotiaceae. The record is from RefSeq and is a predicted model, not a curated record. The transcript is spliced from 4 exons. Bases 1 to 393 code for a protein of 130 amino acids.
AUGUCCCGACCCGGCGUGGCACCGGACCCACCUAUCAACCUCGAGGUCGACGACGAAGGGACACAUCGAGAAGAGCGCAAGACAGGAGGAAAUCGUAGCGAAGUCACAAUGUCUGCUUCGCUUGCUCCGGAAUGCAACGAAGUCAAAGAACGUUAUGAUUCUUGCUUUUUGAAAUGGUACAGCGAAAAAUACCUAAGAGGGAAAGGUACGACGGAUGAAUGCGCCAAUCUUUUUAAAGACUACAAGAAGUGCUUGACGGGUGCUCUCAAAGAGAGAGGCAUCGACAAAAUGCUCGAGGAAGCACGAGAAGACCACAAAGAGAAUGAUGCUCAACAUAUGAGGAGGGGUUGUAAGACACUCUGUGGCCCCUUCAAUUCUUACAUGGAAGACUAA